UUAUUGAACUAAAUCCAUGGAAAUAAACCAGGGUAGUGCCGCUUGUUCAGCUGCUAAUGUAGGACACGCCGCGGAACAAAGGAUUGUGAUGGAUAUCCGACAUUGAAAUCGCUGCCAUUGUUCCACGAAAAAAGCUCUCUCUCCCGAAAAGUAUUUCCUGUGGCAACAGUUUGUAUUUUUCCGCUGAACGAUGCACAAUGAACUGGAGCCGCCUGCAGGGUUUCGCUCUAAAGGCUGUGCUCUACUUUGUGACAUUUUAUCAGUCGUUGCCAUUUUUUGGCAGUGUCUCGCUGUCGCUGCUGCAUAGUUAUAUAUCCUCUUCGGUUUCCUUUAGCUUGGAUACCAUUUACCUCAAUUGGAACUCCACCUUUCCGGCCAUCACCGUGUGCGAGAUUUACAACGCUGAGAAGAUUUGGGAGCUGAGUGACAGUCACUUUGGCAGCGAGCAUGAAAUGCACAUCGAUGACUUUAUCAGCGAGAUUGUGUUCUAUCGUGGCGUCUGCAGCAGCUGCGAGAACUGCGCCAAGCUGCGCUGCCCCGCAAACUACACGCUGCUCCUGGAAGCGUUCCGCACCAAGUGCCAUCAGUUGAUUGUCAACUGCAGCUACCUGAACCAGCUGUUCGACUGCUGCGAUGAGUUCCUGCCGCUGCCCACGGAGUACGGAUUGUGCUACUCCUUCAACUCCCAUCAGGCGCGCAAGGUGGCCCCUGUGCAGUACACAAACAACCGCAUGACGGGCCCUGGACAUCUCACAUUCAAUGCUGCUGCGGAUGUUCAGCUUUAUGUGCACGCGCCCAUCGAUGUGCCCUUUCAGCUGUCCGAGGGCAUGAUUCGCGAAACGGUGCUGCUUGGCCACUUCAAGGAGCUCGUGCUGAACGUCAUCGAAGUGCACAACGACGAGAGCGUGCAGGACUUGAGCAUGGAGCAGCGGCGUUGUCGCUAUGGCCACGAGCACGUCGCCGAUCGUCAGGGCAUCUACGAGUUCUACAGCUACUCGGGCUGCGUGGUGGAGUGCACCGUUCUGCUGCAGCUCGUCAACUGCAACUGCACGAAUCACUUUAUGGCAGUGCCCGGGCAGAACUCACUGCCCGUCUGCGACUAUCGUGGUUUGAUUUGCUUGACCAAAGUCAGGGAGAAGCUAAUGAUGGAGCGCAAGUCCUGCGAGUGCAUGAGCGCGUGCGAGGAGCCCGAGUAUAAUAUUAUUUACAACUCCGCAGACAGCGAUGAUGAGGAUGCGGAGGAAGUCUCCAAAGUGCGUGUGGCACUCGUGGAGCUGCCCACGCAGCGUUAUGUUCGGCGUGUGUCGAAGACCAUUUUGGAUUUCUUGAUCUCCUUGGGCGGCCUGGUGGGUCUGUUCUUCAACACCUCCGCGCUGCGCAUGGUGGAGGCCGUUUUUCUGAUCGUGCGACACAGGAAAAGGGUCGUGCAGUGGGGCAAGCGAAUUUGGUUUGGCACAAUUAAUUAUUUACAGAUUCUGGACCAGUCAAAAUAAAUCACAAUGGCAUUUUCUUUACAUUCU
Drosophila subobscura is the source of this 1520-nucleotide messenger RNA. RefSeq lists its product as uncharacterized. Gene Ontology annotation, cellular component: membrane. Lineage: Eukaryota; Metazoa; Arthropoda; Insecta; Diptera; Drosophilidae. The coding region runs from base 198 to 1493 and encodes 431 amino acids. Gene Ontology annotation, molecular function: ligand-gated sodium channel activity. Gene Ontology annotation, biological process: sodium ion transmembrane transport. The record is from RefSeq and is a predicted model, not a curated record. The transcript is spliced from 5 exons.